Molecule: messenger RNA, 1089 nt
Organism: Ostertagia ostertagi
Lineage: Eukaryota; Metazoa; Nematoda; Chromadorea; Rhabditida; Trichostrongylidae
Source: the annotation of a GenBank genome assembly
AUGCUGGAUACGUGGACUGCUGGACAUAAGAAAAACUCAACACACAGCGCUCCACCCAGUGUCAUUGAGGGCGAACCAUCAAGUUCAGGCGAAGGUGUCGGCAUUGCAGCCAAGUGUAAUUCGUCGGAUGAUUUGUCGAAGGUUGGGCUGGAUGACGACGAUGACGAAAACUUUGAUGAAAACGAUAUGGACUUAUUAGAUACUACGUUGCGAUUAGAUCUGGACGAUAGCUUCGGAAAUGAUGAAAGUGAGGGCUCGAGACCAGCAGAGCCUUUACCGAAUGCGCACGAAGAUUUCACUCCGGUAUCGUACUGGGCAGAUUCGUAUGAAGGAUUCGCAGACAACGAUGAAUUGGUCGAAUUUGGCUCCGCAAAAUCUGUUCCAACUGCGCCAUCGUUCUUAGAACGACGAUAUGACGUCCUCUAUGUGUCACCAGAACGAACGGGAACACCAAUUACAAGUCCCCGUCGAUCACGAAAUAGUGUGAGCUCAGAAGGUGAUGAGCUCUUCUCUCUCUCACCAAAAACUCGUAACAGUUCGCGAAGUACUAGUGGACAAGGAGAUGAGACGGAAUUGUUUGCUGACUGCAGAGGAGAGGACGAUAAUGAUGAGUCUUUUGAGGAAGACGAAACACAGAAGAUAGUUCCUCAAGAGUUGGUAGACAAUUUCAUGGGAAUGGUCUUGCCAGGUGGAAUGAUGGAUUCCGAUAUCAACCGGCACUGUGCACAUAACUUCCCUGCGGUAGCAUACACGCUUGGGAGAGCGAAUUGGCCACAGUUGAGGGACACGUACAAUAAACUUGCAACUGACGAUCAGCUCAAAGUACGUGUUUCGAUAGCAAAUUCCAUCCACGAAAUGGCGGCCAUAGUCGGUGCCCGACAUACCGACGAUGAUCUACUUCCAGUGUUCCACGCAUACAGGUUCGAGGAUGCGUUCGAAGUACGCGUUGGUCUGCUGAAGCAUCUCUUUGAAUUCUAUCGAUGUUUGUCGCCUGAAACUCGGAAAGGUAUGAUCGAUGCGCUUCCACAGUUCAUGCCGAUGGAUAACUCGAUGCUCAACGGUAACUGGAGAUAUCGGCACGAGUUUGCC